This is a messenger RNA of Bursaphelenchus okinawaensis, 2802 nucleotides long. NCBI's taxonomy places the organism in Eukaryota, Metazoa, Nematoda, Chromadorea, Rhabditida, Aphelenchoididae. The record is from the annotation of a GenBank genome assembly.
AUGAAUGACAAAUCUCAACAGAAUAACAAAUCCGAAGUGCAGUCGACUCAGCACCCUGCCUUAUCUGAGUAUAACCAAUAUCAAUCUCAAGCAACUCAACAAAGCGUGAGUCUUCAUAUUCCUGUCAAUGACACGCAAGGUGAUGAUGAUGAUAGUAGCACAAGUGACGAUACAAACACAACACAGACUUCUGGAGCCAAUUCCAUGAGGCUUGUUAGUAAAAGGAAGGAACAGUCGACGCUUUACAAAUUGGAUGUUACACAGGUAAAGGAGAAGAUUAAUACCAUUUAUAAUGACUGCCAUUUUCAGGACGACGAACUAUCUAAAGCUCCAUUAAUACCGAAGAAGAAGCAGAAGAUUGAGUCAAAGUACAAGCUUUUGCCAAGAAUACUAUUAGAACCAGACAAUACUAAAAUAGUAUCUGACAGAUCAAAGAAGAAUCAUACUAAAAGAUGCCGCGCCUUUAAUCGCUUCAAAAGUCAUCCUGAUUUUAUUUUUAAGACUGACAAGAAGAAGGAGCAAAAGGACCAGAAGUUCCUAAAGUUUGUUGAGGACUGCAAGUAGGUACCUACAAACACAUAUUUUGUGUUUUACUGGAAAGAUCAGUGUUUUUACAACAAUGUUUAUUCUGUAAUUUACUUUUUUAUGUUUUUUAUACUGUAACUUAUCAUAAAACGCCAUUUUAGGUUCAAAAAGCCUCCAAUGAUAUGUGUGUGCGAAGAGAAGCGAUGUCAAUGUUGGGGUGAUGUCACGUAUGUGCUGAAGAAGGUUCUCCGUUCUAUCUGGAGGUUAAUAUACAUGUUCUUGUGUCCACCAUGGCCAACAUCAACCUUACUAAAACUGGCUUUUUGGCCACCGCCUCGAGAAUACUUCUUUUUUUACAAUUCUGACAGGAACAAGUCAGGUAGUCAAGCGGCACAAACAGCUGAAGUCAAGAUACGGAGGGGAUCACGGUACAGAAAUUUUGAAAAUUAAAAGCCGUGCUUUUGUCAGAAGCUCUUGUAUAUUGUUUUAGCUAUUACAAGAUUAUAGCAGACUUUAAAACCAACCAGAAAGUUUUAUUUUGGGAAGUUUUAAUUCACUUUCACCUAACUUAACAUUCGUUUCGUCAGAAAAAAUAGUGUUUUACGGCGUUUUUGAGAUAACUUUAUAUAAAACUUAAAGAAUAUUUGUUUUUAACUAAUGUUGUUAUAGAAAAGCUGUAGAAUUCAAUCACAAUGUUUGGAGAUUUGGCUUUGAACACGAAUGUCUACCUGAAGUAUUGAACAUAAAAGGCUUUGUGGUGCCAACGAAAAGUAAUACUGUAAGUUUUUAUGGUUGACAUAUUUUUGGAACAGAAGCUUCUCAGAAGAUAUUUUUUUAGUUAUAAUGUCGUUUAUAAUUGGGAUUUUCAAGUAAAUAAGGUUGCACCGUGCAGGAUUUUAAGUUUUUCAAUUUGUACUGUGCAGUUUAGUCGGAAUUAGUUAAAGACUACAUUUUUGAUUUUAAAUUGGCUUUUAGAACAAUAUAUAAUAAUAUUUUUACAGUUUGUAGGAGGAAUAAUCAUACGAUCUCCACAUCACACUCCGCGAUACACAUUACUCUUUUCUCAUCCAAACGGCUCUGAUAUAUCUGAUCAUUUGACUGGUAAGCCUAAACACGAUAAAGAGCAGUUAUUUGUAAUAUGUAAUAGGAGUUAUCUUACAUCUUACAAAUCACUGCUCUUUGAACCUUUUGUUAUUAUAGGUGUGCCAAAACUUCAUGAAAUUGCCGACUAUUUGAAUUGUGACAUAGUAGCGUACGAUUACAGUGGCUAUGGUAUCAGUUCAGGAUCGCCGAGUGAAAGCAAUGCUUUUUGUGACAUUGAUGCGGUGUAUAAUGUAAGCUUAACUCUCUAGGUAUAUAGGGAGCUCUCUAUAUAUGAUAAUUUUUUUGGCAAAAUUGCUGACAAAAGCAUGGCAUUGAAAAAGUAAAUAGGUUUAUGUAAAUUAUAGUACCAUAACUUCUUUUAGUACAUAAUAAAAGAAGAAAAGGUACCAGAAGAAAACAUUAUCUUAUGGGGCACUAGUAUUGGUACAGCUGUCACAAUUAACCAAGCUCAGAAGCUGAGUAACAUAGCUGGUGUCAUGUUAUUCUCUCCACCCACAUCUAUGAUACGAACAUUGUAUUGGAAGCGAUGUUGUUGUUGCCAAACAAACCAACCUUGUAAAUCACCAGAUUGGAGAUGUAGGAUUGAUAAGUUUGACUCGUUGGGGAAGGUAGGGGUUUUAGUAGUAUAUUUUUGACUUUUAAUCGACAGUUUUCACCCUUUCAUCUUCCUGUUCCAUUAAAAACGUAAAAGUGGUUCCUCAAGCAUAAAUAUUUCAGGUCGUCAAUAUUAAAGUACCAUUAUUAAUAUGUCAUGGGACUGAAGAUGAGUUAGUACCGAUAGAACAUGGCCAAGCCCUAUUCGAAGCCAGCAAGUCGAAAAACAUGCCCUUAUGGGUAAUUGGAGCAUCACACAACAAUCUAGAGAACAAUCAAAUAGUCUGGCUUCGAGUGCGGGACUUUUUGUAUAAGUAAGUUGACAUAGUUUCCCUAGUUUUUAUAGUUAUGUGCUAGAUUAGUGAUGAGUUACUUAGAAGAAGCCUGACGUUUUAACUUCCAGUAUAAGGUACUGAUUUUUUUAGGGAGACCCACCCUCCUCUGCCAAAGACUGGAAUACUAUUCAACUCAUCAGAAUUUCAAAAGGUCAAGAAGAAAAAGAAGAGGAAGAAAGAGAAACGAAGCAAGAACAAACGGUCAUCAUCCCCGAAGCAACGGAGUAAAAAAAGUCGUAAAUAA